UUAAACGUCGUCCAGCGCAGCGUUCAAAAACUGACACAUUGAUAUAUUUACUGUAUGGCGUACGGGAACAGAGCGCGUUAUUUAACGACAAAAUCUGUGACAAACUAUGAAAUUACAGGAGAAGGCGUCACGUUAAUUUAACGAUGUUUGACUAUCGCAUUUAUUUCAUUUAUUCCAACAUCACUUAGUUUUACCUUCCAAACAAUCCAAUAAGCAGGACCUGACUUUAGUUGCUUUUAUGAAAACUUCUGCGUCAUAACACGUCGGUGCAGUCCUGACACGGUCACUUUCAGCUUUCGCUUUCGUGAUUCAGAGCUGAAGUCACACAGGACAUCUGCUGUUACACACACGCGCGCGCGCGCACACACACACGCUCGCCCGCCGGUGCAUCACAACCGCUCCGACCGAAACCAUCUCCGGACCUCGAUCUUAGAGCACAUUUCCAUGGACUGGAAGGCCACUUCAACCCUGAGGUGACUGAUCUGGAGGGACCUUGGCUGGUGCUGCUCGCCCCCUGCAGGGUCUGGCACCUCCGUCACCUGAGGAGCUGCUGGCAGAGCAGGUCCCGAGCCACAGAUACAGGAGUGUGGUCCAGUGACUGAGUUCAGUUCUGGGCGGAGAGAAACCCCGGCCAUGAAGCCGCAGGAGGCCCAGCUGCUCAAUGAAAUCUCAAAGCUGCAGUGCAUGGUGACUGAGCUGAAGAUGGGCUUCUCCGGGGCCCUGCUGGAGCUCAGCCAGAUCCAGCACGGAGACUCGCACCUGCGGGGGGAGCUGCAGGAGACCAGGAAGAGCUGCCAGAGGAAGGCUCUGCGACUGGAGGCCCUGGUGGAGGCGCUGAGGGAGGAACUGGGAGCCAUCCAGAGCCAGGUGUCGCACCUGGGCUGCAGCAGAUCCAGGAGGGAGGCGUCAGGAGGGAAGAGCGCCCCCGCCAGCGACGCCGCCUCGCCAUCCAGAGGGAAGCUGCUGCUCCACUGCUUCCUGCAGGGCCUGAAGGCCGGCCUGAGCGAGGGCACAGACGCACGCCACCAGGUGGCCAUGCAGCUCCUCCACUCGGAGUGGGAGUACGUGUCCACGCUGAACCAGCUGUACGACCGCUACAGGACGCCGCCCGCCACCGCCGCCGCAGAGCCGCACCAGGCCCACCUGAGCUUCGUGGAGCAGCUGCUGCAGCGACACCUGCUCUUCAGAAACACCCUGCAGGAGCGACUGUCGGCCGAGCACUGGAAGUCUCUGGUGGGAGACAUCCUGGUCCAGCUGAUCGGACACAACGACACGGCCUUCUCCCAGAUGUACGUCGGCUACACCACCACGUUAGCGUCGUUCCUCUCGCUGGAGUUGACCAGGCCGAGUCCUCCCGCGGCGGCCGCCGGCCAGCAGGUGGAGCGGGAGGAGCUGAGGACGCUCUCGCUGCUCCUGACGCCCGUCUCGCGCAUCCACAGCUACUUGAGCCACAUCCAGAACCUGCUGCAGUGGACCAGCAAGGAGCACCCGGACUGCUCCCUGCUGCUGGGCAGCGAGCGGGCGCUGCGGGGCCUGCUGUCCCGCUGUCACGUGAUCCUGGAGCAGGACGUCCGGUGGGAGGAGGGAUGUCAAAGCAGCGGUUCUGAGGCGGCGGCUGGAGAAUCCGCUCCAACCUUCUGCCAGAGGAGUCGCCCAGGCGCCAGAGAGGCGGAGGCCGUUGCGCAGAGAGCCCAGAGCGAGAGCCGGACCCCCGCACACGGCUGCCUGCGGCUGGAGUGCUGGUCCUGCAGCCCGGUGAGGAGGAAGCAGGACUGCUCCCUCCUCACCCCCGGCUGGGCGGAGACCAGCGACUCGGGCCAGGGCACCUUCACCGGGAGGGGCGCCACCGAGCUGGACGCCUCUCACGGUCGCCAUGGCGACAGCGAGACGGAUGCCGACGACACCUCGGCCUUCGACUACUCCUCCGUGACCUCCUGCAGCCCUGACGGGACCCUGUGCCGGGAGGAGGAGGAGGAGGAGGAGGACAGCCAGGUGCCGGUGCUGCUGAAGCCUCUGUGCGGUCAGCAGCAGGGCACGCCGGCGCUCCGCUGGCAGAUCCCCAGGAUGACGCCUCACCCGCCUCUGAGGAACACGCGCGCGGAGCCGCCGCCGCCGCCGUGUCUGGUCAGCUCCAGCAGGAACCGGCUGGUCAGUGUGCGGAAGGGCUCCCCUCCCUUACACCCCAAGAGUGCCUUCAGGCCCAUCUGGGACGAGCCCAACAGACAGGUGGACAUGGCUCCAGAGAAGGACUGCAGAGCGGGUUUCAUGCCCAUCCAGACUCCAGCCAGGUCCAUCUUUCAAAACUGCACCAGAGAGAGUCUCAGACCCGGCCCAAAUGUGGGCGGCGGUGGCGCCGGAGGCCUGUGGGAGGACAGCGAGGACAGCGAGGGACCGUGCAGCACCGUUUGAGAGGCCAGAAUCUUGGAGACAAAAACACUGACAAAAGGCCGAUGAACAAGGAGGAAAGGAGCCUGGAGUAGAAAAUAAGACUGGGUGAUUUAUUAAUCUCAUCAAGACCAUUAAUACAAAGCAGUUAAAAGGCCACAUACCAUCAAACGAACCGACCGCUGGAUCGACGCCCCCCAGAGGAGAAAUGUCCCGUCAGGCUGGGUUUCAAAGGAAAAUAAACAAACCACACCAAUACUGACUUGCUGGGAAAUGAUGGCAGGCGAGAACCAUCGAGUGCUACGGCAAAACGCUUGGACUCGGCUCGGUUUUCUCCGCAGCUCUCAGGGAGAAUGGAGGGCGAACAGCUGAGCUGGAGCUGCUGGUGGUCGGACACGGAGCCAGGCGGUGGUUUUCCUGCCCCUGAUCUGAUGCAGAGGGAGAGACGGAGCGCUGCGCCGGACCCGUCCCACUGGCGUCAACAGUACAGCCUAAAGUGCACAGUGUGUUUCUCCAAAUAAAAACAAAACAAGUCCCAAGUCUUCACAACGCUGUUCGAGUCCAGGCGAACAGGUUUCAGAGGGUCACACGAGUCCGAGCGCUUGGUCUCGCCCCAGUGUUGGCAUCACAGUCCUGGAGGAGGAGGCCACGGAAAAGAAGGCGAGCGCUGGAUUCUGAACCCAGAGAAGCAGGCGUCCCAUCCAGUAAGUGCUCGGCGUGUGUGGCGGGGACACGAUGGCUUUCCUCGGUCGACAGGGCUCCAACUGGAGACUGUCGGUAAGUACGUUAGUGACGGAGGCCUCUCGCUCCUAUUUCGUCCCACUGCAGCAGCACGGGGUCAUUAGGCAACAUUUCACUGGACAGAUGCGGCCGAGGGAGCAACACCACAGGGGGAAACUCACUUUAUACAAAUGAUUUAGUCAGUGUUUUCUCUACAUACGUAUGUAUACAUACAUGUACAUAUAUAUACACAUACGUAUACAUACGUGUGUGUGUGUGUAUAUACAUAUGUAUAUACAAAUAUGUAUAUAUACAUAGUACAUACAUAUGUAUAUAGACAUAUAUGCAGGUAUGUACAGGGUAUCCACAAACAUGUACAAUUUCAUAGUGUAUAGCUUUGUUCUAAACAGACUGAGGCCACGCUAUGUUUCUUUGAGACACAGAUUGUUUUUUCUCUUCUGUAAAGUCGAAAACCAAACUAAAAGGCACAUCUGCGCGUGUUCGAUGGUGUGUGAGCAGAGCGAUAGGGGGCGCUGUCGGAGAGGAGCACAGUGUGUGGUGAUCCGUUAAGACAUCCAACGUGGCGCUGCACCCGCUGACCUGCCCCAGCGUGAUGUGCACAGGCGCCGGGGUCAGAGGUCGCCGCCGCAGGACUUGAGAAAGGCAACGUUUGUGGCCGCGGAGACGGAAACAAAGCGGGGACUCGUCCACUGGAUACAUCACAGUGUAGUGGGGGGAAGUUUCCUUUUUCUGAUUCCGUUUGAAGACGAAUCCCUUAUCCCCUGCAUAAAAGCAGACUUUGGCAACUGCUCUUCUGAAGUCCACAGGAAGCCGGCGCUGCUGCGGGGCGGGCGGCGAGUCAGGGGGAGGCGGCUGAGGCUACAGGUCCGACGCUCCACCGGCGGCGGUUGGCACCAAGGCUUUCUGAUGAAGGCGGAGCU
Messenger RNA from Synchiropus splendidus (mandarinfish), 4046 nucleotides. RefSeq lists its product as uncharacterized. Lineage: Eukaryota; Metazoa; Chordata; Actinopteri; Syngnathiformes; Callionymidae. The record is from RefSeq and is a predicted model, not a curated record. The transcript has 15 exons. Gene Ontology annotation, molecular function: guanyl-nucleotide exchange factor activity. Bases 634 to 2409 code for a protein of 591 amino acids.